AUGGGGAGGCCUCUGCAGGUCACCAUGGAGACCGUGCUUGCUGUCUUCCUGCUCGGGGGUCAGAACCGCAACCAGGGGUGGAAGGGACGGAGCCCAGUGCAAUUCAGUCUGUCCCGGCCUGGACUGAGUUCCCCGGCACUGGAGGUGAACAAGCAACCACAGAGGGCUAUGCUUUGGGGAGGGCAUCAGACUGGGGGUGGAUUUGAAGACCUUCGCGGUUCCUUCCAAGCCCAGAGCAUCACUAACGCUCAGCCCCCAGGCCAGCUGAGGCCAAGGGCUGCAGCGUUCGGGAGCCCCGUGCCCUCCUGCGUCCUGACUCGCCUUCAGCACCUUGAGGUGGGCAAGCUGGCCUGCAUGGCUCUGUCCCCACUGGGCCUGGCAGCUGGCUUCCCCUCUAUGCAGAGCCACACAGGCCCUGUGUCCUGCGCCUCCCCCAGCCAAAAGCCCCUCCGCCUCCUCCCGGGGAAACCAGGUCUCUGA
This is a messenger RNA of Rangifer tarandus platyrhynchus (Svalbard reindeer), 480 nucleotides long. The record is from the annotation of a GenBank genome assembly. Lineage: Eukaryota; Metazoa; Chordata; Mammalia; Artiodactyla; Cervidae.